AGACCGGGCGUUCUUCAGCACAAAAAACAUCACUUUCAAAUAAAUUGGUAUGUCGCUUGUGAGCUGUUGUACUUUGAGUGAAAAGUUUCCAGAAAACCCUUCAUAAAAAACUAUUUUAAGGACACCAUGUAUAUAUUUUAACAUAUUCCCACGAUCAAAAGGAAGUUCGGCUUCCGCGUGGGCUCGAAAGUGAUUUCUCCGAAUGAGCAUUAAUUUUUUACUGGCCCGCCGAAAUCUGCUCUACAAGGAAAUAAAAUUAAUUCAGUGUACAAGUUGAAGCGAAGGUUCUGUGACAUUUGAAGCUUGAAAGAGUUUUUUCAUGCCCAUUUCGAAACACUCACCUAUUCUACUGGGGUCCACGACCCGCCACUGAUUUUUAAAGGAGAGAAGAAACGUUAAAAGGACCCUGCUACAAGUUAUAUUUAUAGGUCGUAACGCGUCUGCCAAGUGCUAUAAAUCUUUUUCGCCGCACCUCGUAUUCGGCAACAGGUAGUUUGUCCCGUAAUGUUCCAAGCGGCGUUGCCAGAUGACAAAAACUUUCUUUACAAUCCAGAAAUUUGAUUAGGUAUAGCCUAAAGGAGAGUGGAGGAACCUUUAGAAAAAUUGAACUCGCCAAGGAUGGGUUAAAAGAAACGUGAGACAAUGGAUUGUUUUUGUUCCAAAGUGUAUUCAGUACACUGCAAAAUCGUAUUCUUGGAUGAAACAGAACUGGUUCACGAGCUGCAGAACAAUAGCAAUGGCCAGUCCCUUCUAGACGUGGUCUUUCGACACCUCAACUUGCUUGAAACGGCCUACUUCGGGCUGCGCUACUUGGACCAGAAUGGCCAGACCCAUUGGUUGGACCCGACGAAGAAACUCAACAAGCAAAUCAAGGGCACAGAUCCCUACACGCUCUACUUUGGCGUCAAGUUCUACGCAGCAGACCCCUGCAAGCUCCUCGAAGAGAUCACCAGGUACCAGUUCUUCCUCCAGAUCAAGCAGGAUAUCCUCCAGGGGCGCCUCCUGGUCCCGUUCGAGCUAGCCGCAGAGCUGGGGGCCUUCAUCCUGCAGUCUGAGCUGGGAGACUUUGAUCCAAGGAGGCACAACCCGGGUUAUGUAUCGGAAUUCCGGUUUCUGCCCAACCAGAGCGUCGAACUGGAGAUGCGGAUAGCAGAGCUGCACCAAACGCUAGUGGGGCAGAUGCCCUCGCAAGCCGAACUGAACUACCUGGACAAAGUGAAGUGGUUGGAGAAUUACGGAGUGGAUUUGCAUCCCGUGCUGGGUGAGGACCAUGUGGAGUACUUCUUGGGGCUCACCCCGAGCGGGAUAAUCGUGCUGCAGAACAAGAACACCGUCGGGAACUACUACUGGCCGCGCAUCACCAAGAUUUACUUCAAGGGCCGGUACUUCAUGCUCAGAGUGACCGAUAAGAACGACGACGAGUGCACGUACGGGUUCGAAACUCCAUCAAAAUCGGCUUGUAAACAUUUGUGGAAAUGCUGCGUGGAACACCACGCGUUUUUCAGGCUUGUGCAAGUGACUCCUACGUCCCCGGAUAUUUUCGCGCUCGGUUCGCGGUUCCGUUACAGUGGUAGAACUGAGAAACAAGCUGUGCGGGACGCUCAGAUGAAGUUGCGACAGCCGCCUUCGUUUUCUCGGAAGCCGUCUAAGAAAUAUUCAAGAAGGCCUAACCUCGCGAGCGAGUCCGUCCUUUCGGAGCCAUUGAAGGUGCCCCAGUUCCACCACAGGCAGGAAAUCAAGCACAUUUCUCUGCCCCUGCCCGUGGAGAGCUUCGAGGGGUCCUUCAACCCUUCGACGAAUAACGGUGCCAAAAAGUAUGACUCUCCGCACAGUACUAGGAGUGCUCCGUGGUCGCAACCCCAUUCCAAAGGUUUGUACAACAGUUCAGCCCCACCUAGUCCCCGUUCCGUGAGGUCAGGGAGGUACAGGUCAUCCUCGAUUGACAGCCAGAGUUCUAACGACUCAAGGAAUUGCAAGAAACGGAAACACAGGAGUAAGACUUCUGAUAACGAGAGCGAGCUGAGCAAGGGGUCUUCCAGAUCCAGACGUAAGCACCGGAGAAGGAAAUCAAAGAGUGGGAGGAAAGAUUCCGGUUCGGAUUACGAAAGCAAAUCCACAGAGCGGAAAUCCAGGUCGAAGCCCGACAAUUAUUAUGAACUAGUCGAUUCCACGUCGCAGUGGCAGGAAAUCCAGAAAAACCUCUCCAGGGACUCCUCUGGAAACGCUGUCCAGAAAGCCAAUGUGGUCAGCAGCAGAAGGAACCACGAACCAGGAGACUACAACACAACCGGUCGCAGAGGCAGACACCGGAAGCAUCGGUCGAGAUCUAGGUCCCCGGCCGAGGCGAAAACUUGGCUACCCAGUGAGCUAAAGAAGCACCUCGAGUUUGAUCUUGUUGAGACAACCGGAAUGAGUGACUUGCAGCUGAAGGAGAUCCCUUACACGGUGGUGCAGACGAACUACUCAAAGCACGUCAAGUUGAAGCACUCCAAUUCAACAAGAAGCGACGACAAAAGCAGAACCAACAGCUUGUCUUCGUACUCCCACCACCAGAGCGAUUCCUACCCCACCUACAACCACAACAGCUUGUUCAAUGAAGCUUUGACGAACUUUUCUUACCCCGAACACCGUGAUUCUACGAAUAAUUCCUCCAUGGGCCUUCCUGAGCCUCUGAAACCUUCCAGUUAUCAUUCCGGAAGUCAUUCGAACGGUUACAACUCCUCCAAAGAUAAUUACGGUAAUU
Messenger RNA from Leptinotarsa decemlineata (Colorado potato beetle), 2743 nucleotides. RefSeq names its product band 4.1-like protein 4. Gene Ontology annotation, biological process: actomyosin structure organization. Gene Ontology annotation, cellular component: cytoskeleton. The record is from RefSeq and is a predicted model, not a curated record. NCBI's taxonomy places the organism in Eukaryota, Metazoa, Arthropoda, Insecta, Coleoptera, Chrysomelidae.